CGAAACUCCCGGUCGUCGUUUAUUCAGUGUGAAAUUAGGUGAGUUCCUUUAAUUACAUCGUCUUUAGCCAUUUCUUGUCUCGCACGCAAUCGACUUUCUGUUUUGGUUUCCCACGCAGAUUUUAAACUUGAGUUUGUUUCUCACACAGAAAUAUUGGGAUCAAAACAUGUGCAUGCAGUAGAAUCUCGACAAAAGAUCGUAGAGAUCGAGUGAGCAAUAUUUACAAAUGACAACGACGGGUCCGGCGAGGACAAGCUCAUUGAUGGACGAUCUCUUGGGACUCCUUAGAAUCCGCAUCAGACGUGGCGUUAAUCUCGCCGUCCGUGACAUCAAUAGCAGCGACCCUUACAUCGUCGUCAAAAUGGGCAAGCAGGUCAUACAAUAUAUCAUCGGAUAUUUACAGCUUCGUAAUAUAUCAUUACGUGCAAAUAUCAAUUUAUUGUUUCUUUUUUUUUUUUUUGUGCAGAAGUUGAAGACUCGUGUCAUUAGCAAAGACGUAAAUCCAGAAUGGAAUGAAGAUCUGACUCUCUCCGUCACAGACCCCAGUCUUACCGUCCUCUUGACGGUGUACGACCACGACAUGUUUAGCAAGGACGACAAGAUGGGUGAUGCAGAGUUCGAGAUAAAACCAUAUAUUGAGGCUUUAAGGAUGCAACUUGACGGACUUCUUAGUGGAACCAUUGUCACCACGGUUCAGCCAAGUCGUCGCAACUGCUUAGCCGAGGAGUCUAAAGUCACUUGGAUCGAUGGUAAGCUCGUCCAGGAUCUCGUUCUCAGAUUACGACACGUCGAAUGUGGAGAGGUCGAGGCUCAGCUUCAGUGGAUUGACCUCCCUGGCUCCAAGGGUCUGUGAAACUUCUCUUUACUAAUUACCGUUACUUUUUAAGGUUUUUUUUCUUUCAAAUUGAAUUAAACCUCACAAUCACAACAAGUGACAGAACCAUCUUGAUGGUAUAGUGAAUUAGAAGCGUGUAUUUGUCCAUAAGAAUAUAAGGAUUAUUGGAUUAAGAACGUUGAGGGAAGUUUUGCUCCCAUAUGGUGAUGGAGUCAUGGUGGUGGAUAUUGUCUAUGUAUAUUUGGGUUUAGAUUUGUGCCUUAAAUAAGGCUUUAAUUUGA
Molecule: messenger RNA, 1116 nt
Organism: Brassica napus (rape)
Lineage: Eukaryota; Viridiplantae; Streptophyta; Magnoliopsida; Brassicales; Brassicaceae
Product: protein C2-DOMAIN ABA-RELATED 4
Exons: 2
Coding region: 227-853 (208 amino acids)
Source: RefSeq, a predicted model, not a curated record